UGCUGGUCUGCUAUCUGCUGUCCCCAGGGAGCCGAGGACAGUCAGCCCCGCUGCGGGUGGAGCCCCGGGACCCAGUGGUGCUCACCGGGGAGGCGGUCACGGUGAACUGCAGUGCUGACUGCCCGGAUGCCAGGAACGUUGUCUUGGAGACGGAGUUGCUGAAGGAGCCUGCGGGCAGAGGUCCGAGCUGGGUAGCCUUCCGCCUGAGCAACGUGACAGCCGACAAAGAGAUCUUCUGUGCUGGCUUCUGCAAUGGCUCCCAGAUCGUCCUUUCGACCAACAUCACCGUGUAUGCCCUGCCAGAGACCCGGCCGAUCCUCACCACCCCCCGGAUCCUGGAGGUGGGCAGAGAGACCACCGUGACCUGCACCUUGGAAGGGGUGUUCCCAGUCUGGGAGGCCCAGGUCUACAUGGCGCUGGGGGGCCAGAUGCUGAACCCCAGGAUCAUGAGCCACGGAGACACUCUCAAGGCCACAGCAACGGCCACAGCACUGGAGGCACAGGAAGACGCCCAGAUGUCCUGCAACGUGACCUUGGGCGGCGAGAGCCGAGAGAUCCUGGAGCAAGUGACCUUGUACAGUUUCUUCGGGCCCAUCCUGAACCUGAGCCAUGCUACCGCCCACGAGGGGACCAUGGUGACUGUGAUCUGUGUGGCCGGGCCCCAAGUUCAAGUUACAUUGGAUGGGGCUCCGAUCCCAGGGAUGGGACUGCCGGCCCAGCUUCAGCUGAACGCCUCAGAGAGCGAUGAUGGGCGCAACUUCUCCUGCAAAGCCAGGCUUCGGGUGGGCGGAGAAACCCUACUCAAGAACCGGAGUGUCCAGUUGCAUGUCCUGUACGGUCCCAGAAUUGACGGGACCCAGUGCCCCCAGCACGUGACAUGGAAAGUUAAAAGCCGCCAGGUCCUGUGGUGCCAGGCUCGGGGCAACCCAACUCCUACGCUGCAGUGUUCACAAGAAAGCUCCAGUCUCCGUGUGCCUGUGGGAACUCCAAUCACCGUCACCUCAAAACAUAACGGCACCUACCAAUGCCAGGCUGUCAGCCCCCUGGGCAGUACUACCAUGAAGGUGGUGCUAGAAGUUCGGGAUCGGAAUGGCCGUUCCGUCACCAUCGCCUUGGUGGUGUUGGGGGUCUUGGGCCUGGUGACUGUCUCGGCGGCAUUGCUAUACAUCUACUGCGGAAAGAAGCAGAGCGGCAUCUACCAUGUGAGGAACGGGGGCACUUCGCUGCCCCUCACGACUAGGCAGCCCCAAAGGCUAGCAGAGGAGGAGACGUCCUGAGCUUCGGGCC
Molecule: messenger RNA, 1287 nt
Organism: Echinops telfairi (small Madagascar hedgehog)
Lineage: Eukaryota; Metazoa; Chordata; Mammalia; Afrosoricida; Tenrecidae
Gene: ICAM3
Product: intercellular adhesion molecule 3
Exons: 6
Coding region: 411-1277 (288 amino acids)
Biological process (GO): cell adhesion
Molecular function (GO): integrin binding
Source: RefSeq, a predicted model, not a curated record